CAUGGCCAGUCAUGAACAUCUCCGCGGUUCCUGCCAAUGCGGGAGAAACCAGUACCAGAUCCGACUCCCCGAAAAUAUAACCGAUCAUGCCCACGUUUACUUUGACACCAGCCGCGACAACCGAAGGUCUCACGCCGCUCCCCUGACAGCCUGGCUCCGCGUCCCCUUGACCUGGUAUCAAUCCCACACUCAGUCCUACUUCCCCGAUGAAACACACAACACCAUCCGUCGCAUCUUCUCGCCGCACCAUGCGCCACAUACUCAGCGUGUCUUCUGCGGCUACUGCGGCACCCCACUCACCUAUUGGAGCGAGCACCCCCGCGAUGAGGCGGAUUACAUGUCAGUAUCGAUAGGAAGCUUAUUCGGCAAUGAUCAGCGCAUGUUGGAGGAUUUGGAGCUGUUGCCCCCGGACUCGCCUGCACAUUCUUCCGAUGAGGAGAACGAAGAAGAUGAGGACAAUGCGGAGGCUUCGGAGCGACAAGAACAGGUGGUUGUCAGUCCCGCUGCUGUACAACAAGAAGCGCCCUUGUCGAAUGUGAUUAUUCCGUCUGGGCCAUCCAUCUCUCGGAGUUAUAGACAGGGCAUGCUGGGUGGGAUUCCGUGGUUUGAAGAGAUGGUGGAGGGGAGUCGACUGGGCAGGAUGAUGAAGACUAGACGUGGUGUGGGGGUUAGUGAUGAUCAGUCUACAACGUUUGAAUGGGAGGUUAGUGAGUGGACGAGCGACGGGUCGGGUGCGCAGAGACAGAUUGGAUCUGCUGCGCAGGCAGCGGGCAAAAGAAAGCGUGGCCAACACACUAAUGUGGAGGAUAUUGAAUCUACCUAGAAGUAUGGCGUCGGAG
Messenger RNA from Aspergillus sclerotioniger CBS 115572, 839 nucleotides. RefSeq lists its product as uncharacterized. The record is from RefSeq and is a predicted model, not a curated record. NCBI's taxonomy places the organism in Eukaryota, Fungi, Ascomycota, Eurotiomycetes, Eurotiales, Aspergillaceae. The annotation marks the transcript as partial. The transcript is spliced from 2 exons.